Messenger RNA from Drosophila simulans, 6274 nucleotides. It is a transcript of the gene Hecw, whose product is annotated as E3 ubiquitin-protein ligase HECW2. Gene Ontology annotation, molecular function: ubiquitin-protein transferase activity; protein binding. The record is from RefSeq and is a predicted model, not a curated record. NCBI's taxonomy places the organism in Eukaryota, Metazoa, Arthropoda, Insecta, Diptera, Drosophilidae. Gene Ontology annotation, biological process: regulation of dendrite morphogenesis. Bases 389 to 4696 code for a protein of 1435 amino acids. The transcript is spliced from 5 exons.
GAUGGCCAGUCUGGCGCGCGGGCAUUGUUAUGCCAUUGGCAUCUGGUCACAUUGCACUAGACCCGAAAUAUAUAUUUUAUUUAGCUUUUGCAAUCCUUAAAUUAACAAUUGAUCAACUAAAGUGUGCGCCACGGCCUUGCGGGCAGUGAGCACAGCACAGCACGGACCAGAACUGGACUCAAUGGCUGGAGGACGCGAAAUGCUCCGGUCGGAAGGCAGCAAGCAUCAGAACGCCAAAGUAGAGCAACUGCAGCUGUAACUGUAACUGUUAACCCUGGGCGGGGAGCGGGGGCGGGGUGGCAGUGGUGGUAGUGGACCAGGAAGAAGAAGAGCAAGGGUCCUGGGAAAGAGGAAGAGCACAUCUUGAGACCAGGAGGCAAACGAGCCAAUGGAGCCACCAGCUGCACCGGUACCCUUACAGCCACUGGCAGCAUCUUCCGCCUGCCUGGCAGACAGGAGUCCAGUGGAUCCCAUUGCAGUCAGGCUGCUGCAGCAGGAGGAGCAGGCAGAGGAAGAUGACGAGGAGGAGGAAGAGGAGGACGAUGAUGAUGAUCCCAAAGAUGAGGAGGCCUUCUACGAGGCGCGCAACGGCAACGAAAGUGACGAGCUGGAACAGGCCUUCCAGAGUGCCCUUACUCUGACCAACGAUGUCCAGGUGAGUGUCAGCGAAGUGGAGGAACAGGAACCGCCCUUGGCAUCGCGAAAUCAGGACGUGGCAGAGGAGGAGGAGCAGCAGCAGCAGCUGGGCGCCUGCGCACUGUCGCAGCCCAGUGAAGCCUCUCCGAAAGAAGAAAUGCCCUCAGGCUCAAAGGAGCCCAGGGAACCGCGCCACCACCAGACGCUGCUUUCCACCAAAUCCUGCGAGACGCCGGCCAACAAUGCCACGCUCUCGCCGACCAACUCCUACAAUGGCAGCAUUGGCAGUGACGGCGGCAGCAGUGUGGGCGGUGGCGCCCGUCGCAAGUCCUGGACCCUGUCGCCCCAAAGCGGUGGCUCCACGCCCCUGAGCGGAGCCAAGAAGAAGACCAAGGCGGGUGCGCCAACCACAACACUGUCCAAUGCUAAUGGAGACGGUUUUAAUCUGUGGGUAGCACGCGAAUGCUUCGAAACAGUGCCCGCUGAAAUGGUGGAUACUCUGAGCAUGGCUGAAGUGGACGAGGAGGUGGAUGAGGAGGAGGACGAGGAGGCGGCUGCCGUGGAGAGUCUUCUGGGAGCCGCUGCUGCCCUCCAGGCCAGUGCCCAUGUGCAGCGCCGUCAGCAGCAGCAGCAGAAGCAACAGCAGCAGCAUCACCAUCUUCGACAGCCCUCGCCACCACAGCAUCGUCCGCUGGAACGCUCUUGGCCGCCGCGUGCUGUUGGUCGGGAUCUGAAGCUUCAGGGCGAUGUCUUUCAGUUCGACAUCCUGGACACGGACGAGCGACUGGCCGAGGAGAUGGCUCAGGGCAGUGGAAGCUCGAACAAUUCACCCCUGGCCACGCCGCCUGUGCGCUUUAAGCCGCUGCUGAAGAAAAAGAUCGGACCCGAUAGCUACAUCAACACAAUUAGCACACAAAAGGUGCCGGUCCACCAGAGCUAUGAGUUCCCCACCUUCCCAAGUUCCUCGGCAGUUGGAUCGUCGUCUUCGUCGCCGAAUAGUCUGCAAUUUCCGUAUCUGCGCCAGCACCGUCCGCUCACCCGUGCCCUUUCCAAUGGCAAGGCCAGUUCAUCGGAGGAGCAAGCCUCGCCACGCCUUCUGCUCUCUCCAAAACGUCCGCGAAGUCCUCCUUCGGGCUGUUCCACGCGCAGUGCCUCUCCAUUGGAUAUCAGCCUGAGUCCAGAGCAGCACUCGCCCACCAGAGGCAGAGGAGUGGGUGGAGCUCUGCAGGAUGUGGUGCCGCCCGGAACUCCAACAUUCCAUGGUCAGCGACCGCAGCAGCGGCUGCUCAAACGUGUAGGCGGCGGAGCAGGAGCUGGUGUUACGGGAGGAGCAACCGGAUCGCCAUUGGUAUGUCCACCAACACCUACUCACCAUGCCCGGCGGCAUGCCCGCCUCCAAGCCGUCACUGCCAAUUCCAGCCUCGCCAGCGGAGGGGCGAUCCCCUCGGAUCCUCCAGCCGUCUCUAGUCAAUUGGAUUACAUCUAUCUGCAAGAUGGUGGCCAGGAGCAGGGUCAGGAGCAGCCAGACGAAGUUGUGCACAUAAGCAGCACCCGCCUGCCCUCCAUUCCAGAACGCAGUGCAGCCGCAGCAGCGGCGGCGGCAGCAGCAGCAGCUGGAGCCGCUCUCAUGGAACCCGGAUCGGGUACGGUAUCCGGGUCUAGUGGAGCUGGAGCCGCUGGAGAACCACCAUUGCCACCCGCUUGGGAGGCGCGUAUGGACAGCCACGGACGCAUCUUCUACAUCGAUCACACAACGCGAACAACCUCCUGGCAACGACCAGGAGCGGCGCCAAGUGGAGGACCAGCAGGCAGAGAACAACACCAUCGCCAGCAGCUGGAUAGGCGGUAUCAAAGCAUACGACGCACCAUUACCAAUGAGAGUAGAGCUGCGCAGCUUUACAACCUGCCAACCUCUGCGAAUAGUAAUGCCAAUUCCACAGCUCCAGUCCCUCCUCCGCCCGCCACGGCUAUACAUCCAGCCAUCCUGAUGCUCUGCCGCGCGGAUUUCUACUCUCUGCUGCACACCAACGAAGCUGCAUUGGCCAUCUACAAUCGCAAUGCCGCACUGAAGCACAUGGUCAUGCGCAUCCGACGCGAUCCGCAGUGCUUCCAGCGGUAUCAGUACAACAAGGAUCUGGUGGCGCUAGUUAAUACAUUCGCCCAGAUGAGCAGGGAACUGCCCUCGUGCUGGGAGACCAAGCUGGAUCAAUCGGGCAAGCAGUUCUUUAUUGACCACCAGCACCGUCGCACCUCGUUCAUGGAUCCUCGUCUGCCCGUGGAGUGUCCUCGUGUGGUGCGCCAUCGCCAACAGCAUCCGCAGCAACAGUCCGGUGUGGGCUACUACUAUCCGGAUCUGGUGGAUGGCAACUGCCUGUCCGCCACCAGUGGGCAUAUAAACGCCAGUCCAGCAUCUUCGGUGUCCGGUGUGCCGCCCUUGCCUCCGCCGAGGCCCUCAUCGUCGUCCUCUUCGUCCAGAAGUAACCAUGGACAUGGCCACAACUGCACCACAACGGCAGCCAUCUCCUGUGCCCUCAACGCCGAUCGUUCCGCGUAUGGUGCCGCUGGAAUGGCCGGCGGGGGCGCCACUGCAGCCGGGUACGAAGAUGUGCCCAUCGCCUACAACGAAAAGGUUAUUGCCUUCCUGCGCCAGCCGAACAUCCUGGAGAUCCUGCGAGAGCGCCAGGGCCAGCACACAAUGUCCCGCCAGCUGCGUGAGAAAAUCAAUAUACUGCGGGUGGAGGGUGUUCCCGCUCUCGAGAGAUUGGGCCAUGACCUACAACUGACCAUUUUGCUGAGCCUGUUCGAGCAGGAGAUCAUGGGCUUUGUUCCUAUUGAAGAGCGCAGUCCGCAGGGAUCGCCGGUCCUGAACUCCCGGAUGCCACAGCGUGCGCCGCCACCAUUUCGCAGGGAUUUCGAGGCCAAGCUGCGCAGUUUCUAUCGAAAACUAGAGUCCAAAGGCUACGGACAAGGACCACACAAGCUUAAACUACACAUUCGUCGCAGCCAUUUGCUGGAGGACGCCUUCCGCCGCAUCAUGUCCGCCAACAAGAAGGACCUGCAACGCGGCCGACUCGCCGUGCUCUGGGAUACGGAGGAGGGCCUGGACUACGGCGGACCCUCACGCGAGUUCUUCUUCCUACUCUCGCGCGAGCUGUUCAAUCCGUACUACGGACUGUUCGAGUACUCCGCCAACGAUACGUACACCGUGCAGGUGUCGCCGUUGUCGGCCUUCGUGGAUAACUGCCACGAUUGGUUCCGCUUUAGUGGACGAGUUCUGGGAUUGGCACUGGUACAUCAGUAUCUACUGGACGCUUUCUUCACGCGUCCCUUUUAUAAGGCGCUGCUGCGCCUGUCCGUGGCUCUCAGUGACUUGGAGUCGCUGGACAAUGAGUUCCAUCAGUCGCUCCAGUGGAUACGCGACAAUGACAUCGGCACGGGCGUGGAUCUUGGACUAACGUUCUGUGUCACAGAGGAACUGCUUGGCAGUGUGGUGGACAGGGAACUGAAGCCCGGUGGCAAGAAUAUCAUCAUCAACGAGAAGAACAAAAAGGAGUACUUGGAGCGCAUGAUCAAGUGGCGUCUGGAGCGCGGUGUUCAGGAGCAGACCGAGUCGCUGGUGCGCGGCUUUUACGAGGUGAUCGACUCGCGCCUCGUUUCCGUCUUUGAUGCUCGGGAGUUGGAACUGGUUAUUGCCGGCACUGCGGAAAUAGACACAAACGAUUGGCGCCUGAACACAGAGUAUCGUUCUGGCUACCACGAUAACCACCAGGUAAUCGUGUGGUUCUGGCAGGUUAUCGAGCGCUUCAGCAACGAGCAGCGCCUUCGUCUGCUUCAGUUUGUGACUGGCACCUCAAGCAUCCCGUACGAAGGAUUCUCGGCAUUGCGCGGAUCGACUGGCCCGAGGCGCUUCUGCAUCGAGAAGUGGGGCAAGCCAAAUGCACUGCCUCGUGCCCACACUUGCUUCAAUCGGCUGGAUCUGCCGCCCUAUCCAACACCCGAACUGCUGUACGAGAAGCUGCUGCUGGCCGUCGAGGAGACCAACACGUUCGGCAUUGAGUAGACACGUGAUAUGGAACCCACACACAAACACACACACUCAUACACAUACACAUACACAGAACACACCCCUAAACGCUUUAUUUCGAUUUUAGAAGUUUUUAUGACUUGCCUAAGUCUAGAAAUUCGAGAGCUGUGCAGAAAUCCUAGGGAUUUGGAAACCAAAAGUUGGUGUUUUUAAAAAAUAGCAAUGAAUUCUUUGUAAAUUAGGUUUAAAGUUACAGUCCACUUUUUUUUAAAUCUUAACCGUUAUUGAUUAUUUUAAUUUCCGAUGAUUAUUCUUAAAAAUAGCACUUGUUACGAAUACAUUUAGGUAAUAAAUCUUCGAAUUUGUUAGCUAUUUCUAGGCUCCUAAAUGCUAUUAAAAUCCACUGGGAUUUCUGCAAAACUCAUAAUUGUACUGUAGUUAUUUAUAUACGUAGGUUACCCGCCCCCCUUCCAAAAUGAACAAUUUUGUAAAGCCAAUACUUAAAAGCCUAGCCAUAGACUACUACUUGCUACUUUAGGCAUGGCAUCCCACUAGUUCGUAGACAAUUUGCCUUCGCCUUCGUUUGCCGUUCACUGAAUGGAAGUUACCUCAAGAGCAAAACGGCUUGCCAGCGCCGCCAGUCAUUAGUCCUAAGAUCUACACGCCCCCGGAUAACUUCUAAGCCUAAGUAUCCUUCGCUUGACUCUGCCUGAUUUACACACUCGAAACGAUGCCAACUGCCUCUAGAGAAAUUUACGACGCGUAAACGCUGCUCCAGAUCCAGUUAAGCAGUUCCCAAAGAAAGAGAGCAGAGCAACUCUACGCCAAUACUUAAUUAGCUUAUAAUGUUGUUUGAGCCUAAACUCGAAUUCAAACUCAAAUUUGAACACACAUUCUAAAUAAGCGCAUUGUGGAUGUCAGUUAUUAUAACAUAUAUAGAUAAAUAUAUAUAUGUAUGUAUAUAUAUUUAUAUUUACCCCUCUCCUUUUACCCAAAAACUAUGUAAAUUAUUUUUGAAUUUACAAACCCCUUAACAACCGGCCCAUGUGGAUGCUUUCGUGUGCAUCCCCGCCUGCCACUUGACCAACUGACUUGACUCUGGCCAGGACAGGCUGCACAUGGCAGCUGCGAUCGGGCUUAUAUAUACAAAACUUGGCUGCUGUUUUGCCAACGAUUACGAAUUGGUCCAGUGCGUUGCUUCGGCUUUAUUGGUUUUUUCGGCGCAUACAAUUAACGAUAAUAUGAAUUAUAUUUAACGAAAACACAAAAUUUCCAACAUAGCUAAUUAAUUGAAUACCAAAAGCAAAAACAAAUAAAAAAGAAAACAAAUUUUUAUGAUAAGUAUUUAUCGAAAGCAAGAACGAAACGAAAAUGUAACUAAAUGGUGAUUUGUUUACAUGUAUUUUUGGCAUUAGUUAAUACGGAAAGCGACGGAGAUGGAGAGAGACAGAGCUAAAGGCAGUGAAAGAGACAGAGAAAGAAAGAAAACGCUUUUUGAACUACUUAUUGAUAAAUGAAGAUUGUUUUAAUGAACUAUUAAUGUGCGUGUAUUUAUGAACAAAUUAAUUAUAAUUACAAAUAAAUAAAUGUGAGCCUUUUACUUCAAAAGCAAAA